This is a messenger RNA of Phalaenopsis equestris, 1140 nucleotides long. RefSeq lists its product as uncharacterized. The coding region runs from base 1 to 1140 and encodes 379 amino acids. Lineage: Eukaryota; Viridiplantae; Streptophyta; Magnoliopsida; Asparagales; Orchidaceae. The transcript is spliced from 2 exons. The record is from RefSeq and is a predicted model, not a curated record.
AUGAAUGGACAUAAAGGUGAAGCUACCUUUACCUAUGUUGGAUGUACAAAGGAUGCUAGAAAAGAGUUGUGGAAUAGGUGCCAACAGGUGAACUCCCCAUGGUUGGUGGGGGGUGAUUUCAAUUGUAUCAUUUCUACCACUGAAAAAUCUGGAGGUAGAACUCCAAACCUUGCCAAGAUGAAUACCUUCAGAGAUAAUAUCCACAGGGCUGGUCUCUUUGAUCUGGGUUUCAAGGGACCUAAUUUCACUUGGAAAAGGGGAUCUAUUUGGGAGAGGCUUGAUAGAAUGUUGGUUAAUGAUGCAUGGUUCAAUUACUUCCUCCUUUCCUUUGUUACUCACCUUAGCCUUGCUGGCUUAGAUCAUAGGCCUAUUCUUAUGAGCAUCACCUCAACUGAUAACUAUAGCUCCCCCUCCCCUUUAGAUAUCUCAACAUGUGGGCUGCACAUCCUUCAUAUAAUUGCUAAAGCCCUAAGAGGUUGGAGCUGGAACACUUUUGGAAAUGUUCAUGCCACAGUCCAGAAGGUUGAAGGUGAAGUUAAAGCUUUGGAGAAUGGGGGAUUGCUUGGUAUUGAGGAGGAGAAAAAGCUGCUAAUUGCUCAUAACAACGUCCUCAGUGCCAUUGAUUACAAGGAAAAAUUUCUUAAACAGAAGGAAGCCAUGAAUAUUUUCACUAAUGGGGAUAGAAACACCAGAUUCUUUAAUGCCUAUAUCAAAUAUAAAAGAAAAUGCAAUACCAUCCAUGCUAUACAAAAUGUCAAUGGCCAGUGGUUACAUAACAACAAUGAUAUAGCAAAUGAUGCUAUAUGUUUUUACAAAGAAUUACUCAACCAGGAACAUAACCUCAGACCCCACAUUGAGAAGGCACACUUCAUGGAAGAACUGAACUACACUGUUGUUCUCAAGCUUACUGACAUCCCCACUGAAAAGGAAAUAUGGAAUGCAAUUAGUUCCAUAGAUAGCACUAAAUCUGCUGGCCCUAAUGGAUUUACUGCUGAAUUCUACAAGAAGUCUUGGAAAAUUUUUAAGACUGAUGUUAUUGUUGUUGUUACAAGCUUCUUCCAAGGUAACAAUCUUCCAAAUUACUUUUGCUCCUCCACCACUGUAUUGAUCCCUAAAUCUGAAAUACAGAAAAAUUGGUAA